Molecule: messenger RNA, 855 nt
Organism: Hibiscus syriacus
Lineage: Eukaryota; Viridiplantae; Streptophyta; Magnoliopsida; Malvales; Malvaceae
Product: ubiquitin-conjugating enzyme E2 2-like
Exons: 6
Coding region: 169-624 (151 amino acids)
Source: RefSeq, a predicted model, not a curated record
AAUUAUUGAGAAGAAAGGAAUUUUAAGAAAAGGAUUCUCUGAUAAAAUUUCCGUUUGUUACCUGAGCAAAUCUCGGGAAGGAAAACUUAUUUUUAUUUUCUCCUGUGUUGUGAAGCUUUCUUUAGAGAAUCUGAGUUAACUCGCUGCGCUUACUCUGAGGAGGUGAGGAUGUCGACUCCUGCAAGGAAGAGACUGAUGAGAGAUUUUAAGAGUUUGCAGCAAGAUCCUCCUGGAAUUAGUGGCGCUCCUCAAGAUAACAACAUUAUGCUCUGGAAUGCUGUUAUAUUUGGGCCUGAUGACACCCCAUGGGAUGGAGGUACGUUUAAGCUGACACUUCAGUUUACGGCAGAUUACCCAAACAAGCCACCAACGGUUCGUUUUGUAUCUCGAAUGUUCCAUCCAAAUAUUUAUGCUGAUGGAAGCAUCUGUUUGGAUAUUCUACAAAAUCAAUGGAGUCCAAUUUAUGAUGUAGCUGCAAUAUUGACAUCUAUUCAGUCAUUGCUUUGCGAUCCAAAUCCAAACUCCCCUGCAAAUUCUGAAGCUGCUCGGAUGUUUAGUGAGAACAAGCGCGAACACAAUAGGAGAGUACGCGAGGUUGUUGAGCAGAGUUGGACCGCUGAUUAAUAUCUCUCAUGUCGGGCUCCAUUGUAAGAACAAGCGUGAAGACAAUAGGAGGGUAUGCGAGACUGCUGAUGGAUGGCUCGAGGUUUGGUUUCUAUGGAACUUCAAAAUAGUCCCAAUGGCCUGUCUAAAUAACAUUGAACACUAAAAAUGUUUUCAAACUAUUUUGGCUUUGUUAGUUGUUUGUGUUAUGAAAAUGAAUGCUGCUCCUUGGCCUGCACUUUUCAUCAAGUA